This is a messenger RNA of Aspergillus heteromorphus CBS 117.55, 2543 nucleotides long. RefSeq lists its product as uncharacterized. The coding region runs from base 88 to 2409 and encodes 773 amino acids. The transcript has a single exon. Lineage: Eukaryota; Fungi; Ascomycota; Eurotiomycetes; Eurotiales; Aspergillaceae. The record is from RefSeq and is a predicted model, not a curated record.
GCAUCCAAUUCUGAUUCCCUUUCCAGAUCCCAGGGAGUGGGCCUUACGAGGGCCGAGGUCGAAGAUGGAGAAAUCGAGGACGCCAAGAUGGCUGAUGCUGCGAUGGCGACUCAGAAGCAGGUCGAGACCGCGGAUUCUGCGGCGCCUGGACGCGAUUCCACCGCUACUGAACCCCAGGCCACCGAAGCUCAGUCGUCUGUUACUCGCGGACAAGCGUCGAGUGAGAAGGAUAACACCUCCGUUCAUACGACGCAGAUCGAAGCAGACCUUCCUUCUCGGCCCCAGCCCCCAGCGUCGCCUGCCGGCUCACACACCCCGUCGAAAAUCUCCGACACUAGCCGACCAGCCAGUAUACCGAAGCGCCCUGAGAUUGAACGAGGCCCGUCCGGCAUCCCGAACCCCCGUUCCCAACCUCCAGUCCCACCGCGGCAUCAUCGAGAGGAGCGGUUGCCCCCACGGCCCGACCUGCUGGAAGACCGACGGGAUCGACUGCCUGACUAUCCUCGCGGUGGCCGGUUUGGAGGAGACCAUGACUACAAUCGACCAUUUGAUCAGCCCAUGGGUGACGGAAGAAACUACGGCCGCCUUGACAGGGAAUAUCUGCCCCGACCCCCAAUGGACGAGCCGUUCCGUGGACCUCCCCACCGGGAGGGACGGCCUCCACGCGACGUGGACUGGCCUGAGCGACCAGGUCGUAUGCGUCUGGAUGCACGCGAGGGUCCGCCCGGUGCACGUUCGGGCCCUCCCACACACCCUGAUCGCGCCAGUAUGAUCGACGAGCCUGAGAGGCCCGCAGAGCCCUUCCGACGCGGUGAUCCGGGUCGACCAGACAGAGACGACCGGAGGCCUUUGCCGCCCAAGGCAUUGUCCCCUCUCCGGGUCGAGCCAUUGGGGCGACCGGAACGACCUGAACGAUUCCCUGAUGAUCGCCGCACUGCGAACUAUUCGCAGCCUCAUUCCCGGACCGAAGACAUGCCGACCGGGCCGCGCGAGCGGUUUGCCCGCCCUUCUCUGGAUGGACCCGACUCAAGAGAUCCCGCGCCUGGUAUUGACAUGAACCAUGGACGACUCCGCCAACCCGAACCGUCCUCCGAUGUGCCACUAGGCCCGCGGGGAAGGGGUGUCCCUGGACGCGGUGGGCGCAUGGUGCCCGGGCUACCCCCUUCUGGGCCGGCCUCGCCUGCCACGGGUCCCCCGUCCUCCACGGAACGUCAGCCACCCACUGGCCCAGGUCGACAGGGACUGCGAAACGGACCGGAUUCGCCCGCUUCCGGGCCUCCGUCGCCGGGUGGGGAAAAGCUGGACAACAGUGGAAUCCAUCCGGACCGGCUCAAGGGCUUCCAGCAGCCAACCCCGGACACUCCAUACAACGCAGGUCCACCACGCCCACAUCAUCCCACCUCUCCCGCGGCUAUUGUUCCACCCACCGGACCACGUAGUGGCGUUGGCCCACCGGCCGGACCCUCCUCUCUACCUCGCGGACCGCCAUCAGGCCCCGGUGGCUUUGGCGGGGAACGCGGCCGCGGAGACAAGCGAUUUGCCGGGAUCAACAACAUGCUGCAGCAAUCCGGGGGGGCUCUAGAUCGGGGGCCUGGCCCAAGCAUCCGUGGACGUGGCGCCAACCGACAAUCGAGCGGCAUGAACGCCCCCUCCCCGCAAUCGACACGACCCCAGACUCCCGUCGCAUCGGAUGAUGGGACUCGAAGUGGGCCCUUGUCCCAGGGCCGGCCCUCUGGAUCAUCCUUCGGCGACGAGGACGGCCCUCCGCGGAACCGGCUCGGCGGGGGACGCGAGCUUCUCGAGGAUACAGGUGCCGAGAACCGGCGUACCCAGCGAUUCUCAUCGGGGGCCACCUUCCCCCCUGAUCGGGAGCGCGACCAGGGACGAGACCGCGAGCGCGAGCGACGGGGCGGCGACGACGACGGAUCGCGCAGUAGCGGACGACGCGAGGACCUUCGAGACCGGACGCGAGACUACGAACGCGAACGGAGCCGUCGCAGCGAUGCGGGCGCCAGCGCCUCUCGCGAAGAACGGUAUGAAUCGCGCGAGGCGUCCCGCCGUGGACCCGGCGCGCGCGAAGACAACCGACGACGACGCGACCGCGAGGAGGGAUCGGACCUCGCUCCCACCAGCCAGGAGAACGAGGGCCGCCUGCGCCCCCCCUCCUCUCUCGGCGGACCGCCAUCCCAGGGCCUGCCACCGCUCGUGGUGCCUGGCCCCGAGGAGGAGCGACGCUGGGGCGGCGGCCGCGACCCGCGCGGAGAUCGAGACCGCACGCGCGAUCGUCCCCGCGAGCGAGACUACCAUCGCAAGCGCAAUCGGCCUGGGGAUGAGUCGGGGCCUGAUGGCAGCGGACGUGGGGGGAUGCGCAUGGGCAGCGAGAAUAAGCGCCCUCGGCGAGGAGCGUGAGGUGGGAGGUUGGCGGAUGGACGGACGGACCGAUGGUUGGAUGGCUAAAUGAAAGGGUGGUGUUGCAUUGUGGCUUGGCUUGGCUUGUCUCUCAUUGAAUCUAUUUUCUUUUCUUUUUUUUUUUUUUUUUUUUU